AUGGAUCUUAGUCAAAAUAUAUAUAAGUUGGAUUUGGAAUAAUAAAUUAAUGAUAAGGAUUAUUUAUUAUUAAUUGGUCCAACUGGAGUUGGAAAAAGUAAAUUAUUUAAUUAAAUGAAACUUGAAUAAAUUAACUCAUAAUUUCGAAAUCGUUCUAAAUCAUUAGAUGAUAUAAAAAAUAGUGAUAUAAAUAAUGAAACAAAAAUAUUUAAAGAAGGUAUUCUAGAUAAUUAAUAUAUUAUUGUUGAUACACCAUCAUUAUAAUUAUAAGAUGAUAUAGAUACUAGAGAAUUAAUUAUUAAACAUUUUUAAGAUUAUAUUUCGUCAAGAAAAUAUAUUUCGAGCCUUGCAAUUGUUUUGAACUUUGAAAGAACUGAUUUGAUGAAAAGUAAGGCUUUGCAAGUUGUGAAAUAUUUAAGAAAAUUUAUCAAAAUCAUUUCAAUUAUUAUUGUAAAUAUGGAAUUAAGUGAAAAUGAGGAAGAAGAUUAAUAACAUUUAAUAAAUAGUUUUAAAUUCAUUUAAUACAAUCAAAUAAUAUUUAUUAAAAAGCAGAUGAAUUAAUAACAGAUAUUAGAAUAGAUAAAGAAAAUUAAGUUUAUAAAAACAAAAAUAGAUUUUGAAGAUACGGUCUUUAAAAAUUGCCGUGAAAACGAUGAUAAUAUAAAUAAAAUGUAAUAACUAAUUAUAAGAAAGAUUUAAUCAUUUAAUUUCUUUGAAAUUUAUUUCAUUAAUAUCAAAUGUUUUUAAAUGUAAAAUUAGCUAAUUAUAAGCAUUUAUUUUAAUUUUAUGCAUAAUUUAUUUAUUGAAUCUUGA
Messenger RNA from Paramecium sonneborni, 813 nucleotides. The record is from the annotation of a GenBank genome assembly. Lineage: Eukaryota; Ciliophora; Oligohymenophorea; Peniculida; Parameciidae.